AUGAUUCAGAUUGCUGGUGUAAAGAUCCUCUAUACUGGUGACUUUUCAAGGCAAGAGGACCGUCACCUUAUGAUGGCAGAAAUACCACAGAUUCGACCAGAUGUUUUGAUGAUUGAGUCAACAUAUGGAGUCAGCAUUCAUGAACCCCGUGAGAGUAGAGAAUCACGCUUCACUACAACAGUUCAUACAAUUGUAGGCCGAGGAGGCCGCUGUCUAAUACCUGUAUUUGCUCUUGGCCGAGCACAGGAACUUCUAUUGAUUUUGGAUGAAUAUUGGCAACUACACCCUGAGUUACAUGAGGUACCCAUCUAUUAUGCCUCAGCUCUUGCCAAGAAGUGCAUGAGUGUCUAUCAAACUUAUACACAUGCUAUGAAUGAAAGGAUUCAGCGACAGAUAUCUAUCAGUAAUCCUUUUCAGUUCAAGCAUAUUUCAAACCUAAAGGGGAUGGACCAGUUUGAGGAUAUUGGGCCAUGUGUCAUUAUGGCUUCACCAGGUAUGAUGCAGAGUGGACUUUCUCGGGAAUUAUUUGAAAUGUGGUGUCCUGAUCCUAAAAAUGGAGUCAUAAUUGCAGGUUACUGUGUGGAAGGUACAUUGGCCAAAGAAAUAUUAAAGGAGCCAGAGGAAGUGACUACUAUGUCAGGUCAGAGAUUACCAAUGAAGUGUUCUGUUGAAUACAUCUCCUUCUCUGCCCACACUGACUUUGAGCAGACUUCACACUUCAUCCGUACUAUUCGACCUCCAAAUGUGGUUUUGGUGCAUGGAGAAAUGACAGAAAUGUCACGUUUGAAGGCAGCCCUUGAGAGAGAAUACGAAGGUAGCACAGAAAAUCCUGUAAAAGUGUUCAACCCGAAGAAUCUUGAGACUGUCACAUUUCACUUCAGGGGGGAGAAAAUGGCUAAGGUAAUGGGAGAACUUGCCGUUAAUAAACCCAAAGAGACUAUGUAAUGGUAUUUGGUUAAACGGAACAACUGUCAUAUCAUUUCUCCUAAAGAAUUAGGCA
Messenger RNA from Homarus americanus (American lobster), 1000 nucleotides. RefSeq names its product cleavage and polyadenylation specificity factor subunit 3-like. Gene Ontology annotation, molecular function: RNA endonuclease activity; RNA binding; 5'-3' exonuclease activity. Lineage: Eukaryota; Metazoa; Arthropoda; Malacostraca; Decapoda; Nephropidae. Gene Ontology annotation, cellular component: mRNA cleavage and polyadenylation specificity factor complex. Gene Ontology annotation, biological process: mRNA 3'-end processing by stem-loop binding and cleavage. The record is from RefSeq and is a predicted model, not a curated record.